GAACAUCCCAAAGAUCUGUCUUUUUGAUUUGAUAUCUCUUAAUUUGUUGAAUUGAGCCGAUCUCAAUUCUGAAAUGACAAUCCCAUGAUUCGUCUCCCUCCCUCCCUCCCUGCAACAAACGUUGCACUCACUCAUUAUUCACUUCAGCUUCUUUUUUCCAACUCUACAAUCUCAUCCCACGUUUUCCCUCUUCUACAUUCCACCAACUCACACCGACACGAAAUAAACGCGGGAUACCCUCUUCUAUACCUGCCCGGACUGUGUUUCCUGUGCUGCCGCCCUUCCCCUCUUUUCUGCAAUGAGGAGGAGAUCGUCCUCCUCCGACCUCUGUCUCUCUCUUCUCCUCCUGUCUCUAGCUUCGUCUCCUUCUUCGGCCCGCACCCUCACUGUUUCAGAUUUGGAUCUCUUUGAUGCGCCAAAUGUUACUGAGUUCACCAACAGCUCUCACCCUAGUCCUAAAGAACAGAGCUUUGCCGACAUAAUUGAUCGAGCCCUGGAGAAUGAGUUCACCGAGGGCGAUCAGAAUGAAGCAAACGAAGUUGGCGGAUUCAAUAACAGUGUUUCUGAACAACAGGCUGUUUUGGAAACCGUAGCUAGAGUAAAGUCCAAGAAAAAUGACACCGAGGAAAAGUCAUUUACUCAACAUGUCUUCAAUCUUGAUGGUGACAAUGGAGCAGAUGACACACCGAUGUUGAUUGAUAGAAAGGACAAUGUCUUUAUCAUAUCAAGUUUCAAAUCAAAGUAUCCAGUGCUUCAGUUAGACUUGAGAUUGAUAUCAGAUCUGGUAGUUGUAAUUGUCUCAGCAACUUGUGGAGGCAUUGCAUUUGCUUGUGCAGGACAGCCGGUUAUUACUGGUUAUUUGCUGGCUGGAUCAAUUGUUGGACCAGGAGGUUUCAAUUUUGUGAGUGAAAUGGUUCAGGUUGAGACAGUGGCCCAGUUUGGUGUAAUCUUCCUUCUUUUUGCGUUGGGGCUGGAGUUCUCUGCAACAAAGAUUCGAGCCGUCCGCUCUGUUGCUCUUUUAGGAGGCCUGCUUCAGAUUUUCCUAUUUAUGUGUUUAUGCGGAAUUACAGCCUCACUAUGUGGUGGUAAACCUUCAGAAGGAGUGUUUGUUGGUACAUUCCUUUCCAUGUCUUCAACUGCAGUUGUGUUGAAGUUUUUGAUGGAGAGAAACAGUAUAAAUUCUCUUCAUGGUCAAGUAACCAUUGGUACCCUUAUUCUACAGGAUUGUGCUGUGGGUUUGCUCUUUGCUUUGCUUCCAGUUCUUGGUGGAACUUCAGGUUUACUACAAGGUGUUAUCUCCAUGACCAAGUCGUUGGUGCUGCUGAUAACAUUUUUGGUUGUUUUAGCUAUCUUGUCUCGGACUUGUGUACCCUGGUUCCUCAAGCUGAUGAUCAGCCUGUCAUCUCAGACCAAUGAACUAUAUCAAUUAGCAUCAGUUGCGUUUUGUCUACUUGUUGCAUGGUGUAGUGACAAGCUUGGUCUAAGUUUUGAACUCGGUUCCUUUGCUGCUGGAGUUAUGAUAGCAACAACUGAUCUUGGUCAACAUACGCUUGAGCAAGUAGAACCCAUCAGGAACUUCUUUGCUGCUCUUUUUCUGGCUAGCAUUGGAAUGCUGAUCCAUGUUCAUUUUCUGUGGAACCAUGUGGAUAUUCUAGUAGCAUCUGUUAUAUUAGUAAUCAUUGUAAAAACAUUCAUCAUUACGGUAGUUGUCAAAGGGUUUGGUUACAGCAACAAGACAUCAUUUCUGGUAGGGAUGUCCUUGGCACAAAUAGGGGAAUUUGCUUUUGUUCUUCUUAGCCGUGCUUCAAAUCUUCAUCUUGUUGAGGGCAAAGUUUACUUGCUUCUUCUUGGGACAACAGCGCUUAGUCUGGUGACUACACCAUUACUCUUCAAGCUAAUACCUGCAGUAGUGCAUCUUGGUGUGCUAUUGCGCUGGUUCGCACCCAACAGUCACAGUGAGAUUGGAUAUAAAGGUGAGAACCUUCGAUCAGAGAAGCAACGACUUGCCUUGAUCUCCAAAGAUCUUUAUGAAGUAAACCUGUCAAAAUGAGAUGCACCUCAUUCCAGCUCGACUCCAUAAUCACUUAGUUUUAUAGAUACUGGUUCAAUAGGUUUGAACUUUCUUCUUCACCAAGCUCUUUGUGUGCCUCCAUGUACGAGAGUAACCAUCCCAAUGAACAGAAAACAAGUCUAGCGUAGUAGUGCUAAUCUAACUUCUGUAAUGAGUAACACUUAAUAUUCUUCUCCUUUUUCAUUUUAUUCUUUAUUUGUUAUUUGGUGGCAUGCAGGAUAUCAUCCCUUCUUAAGUAUAUGGUUUUUCUCUCCUCACCUAACCUAGCCUAAUGUAUAAUAAUAGUUCCAUGUAAUGUAAAUUGCGUCUAUAGCUGGCAUUUUUCUUUAUUCCACAUUUGUUCAAAGUGUAAAAAAUAAAAUGUGUACCAAUUUGGUUAUUUACUU
Molecule: messenger RNA, 2457 nt
Organism: Impatiens glandulifera
Lineage: Eukaryota; Viridiplantae; Streptophyta; Magnoliopsida; Ericales; Balsaminaceae
Product: K(+) efflux antiporter 4-like
Exons: 20
Coding region: 299-2050 (583 amino acids)
Biological process (GO): potassium ion transmembrane transport; proton transmembrane transport
Cellular component (GO): membrane
Molecular function (GO): potassium:proton antiporter activity
Source: RefSeq, a predicted model, not a curated record